GUCGACCCAUCUUGCUGUCACUGUCCCUCGCGUGCAUCUCUUCUGCUUCAACAUCCUAUCCCUUACAUUCGUCCAGUCGCCCUAGUUCACCCCGGUUGAUCUUCACCUUGCUACUACAACCACCAUGUCGUCCCUCCGAUUCCAAGCUCCUCCUCUCGACAUUUCGUCCGUCCUGCACGGUGGGUUCCACCACCCCGUGCUCCGCAAGUACCAGAACAAUGGUCGCAACCUCACAAAGGACAUGUUCAUGUACCCCAUCUUCAUCUCCGACGACCCGGACGCCGAGCAGAUUGUCGCUACCCUCCCUGGACAGAAGCGCUGGGGCAUCAACAAGUUGGAGGGCUUCCUCGGACCCCUGGUCAAGAAGGGUCUCAAGAGCGUUAUCCUGUUCGGAGUGCCCAUGGAGAUGAACAAGGCAAGUACCACAGACGAGGUGGGCUCCCCUGCCGAUGACCCGGAGACUCCGGUUAUCAAGGCACUUCACCUCCUCUCCAAGCUCUUCCCGGGUCUCUUCCUGGCAGUCGAUGUGUGCUUGUGCGAGUACACUUCUCACGGACACUGCGGCGUCAUGUCUCAGCUUCCAAACCCGACGCACAGCAACUUCCCCACCCUUGACGCAGAGAAGUCCGCCCAGCGCAUUGCCGAGGUUGCGCUUGCCUAUGCUGAGGCUGGUGCCCACUGUGUUGCUCCGAGUGACAUGAUGGAUGGGCGCAUCCGUGCUAUCAAGCUUGCUCUCAUGCAGCACGGCUACGGAAACCGUGUAGCUCUGAUGAGCUACGCUGCCAAGUUUGCGUCUGGCCUGUACGGACCAUUCCGCGAUGCCGCCGGCAGUGCUCCCGAGUAUGGCAACCGCAAGUGCUACCAGCUCCCUCCCAACGCUCGUGGCCUUGCGAGACGUGCUAUUAAGCGAGACGCGGCUGAGGGUGCCGAUAUCCUCAUGGUGAAGCCCACGCUGCCGUACCUCGACAUCGUCUCCGACUGCGCACAGCUGGAGCCGGAUCACCCCGUGGCAGUGUACCAGGUCUCGGGAGAGUACGCCAUGGUCGUGGCCGGUGCCGAGAAGGGCAUCUACGACCUGAAGCAGAUGGCUUUCGAGACCGUCGAGUCGUUUGUCCGCGCAGGGGCGACCGUCAUCAUCUCAUACUUCACCCCUCAGUUCCUCGACUGGCUUGACGAGCCUCGCACCGAGUAGUUGAACGAUUUCCCUCUCAAUCUCUAGUCAAUGGCAUGCACCACCUCUCAUACCCAC
Vanrija pseudolonga is the source of this 1249-nucleotide messenger RNA. RefSeq names its product Delta-aminolevulinic acid dehydratase (gene HEM2). The transcript is spliced from 5 exons. Gene Ontology annotation, molecular function: zinc ion binding; porphobilinogen synthase activity. NCBI's taxonomy places the organism in Eukaryota, Fungi, Basidiomycota, Tremellomycetes, Trichosporonales, Trichosporonaceae. Gene Ontology annotation, cellular component: cytosol. The coding region runs from base 125 to 1192 and encodes 355 amino acids. The record is from RefSeq and is a predicted model, not a curated record. Gene Ontology annotation, biological process: heme biosynthetic process.